UAUUGGUAACAUUAUCCCUUAAACUUUAUCAAGACAAACAAUAGGAGAGAGAAAUGAAUGCGCAAGUAUCCGGCCCAGUCCACUAGUCUAACAAUUUUACACUUCCCUCUCAUUAUCUUCAACACUGCCGGAAUCACCACCGCAGAUGGCGGCGGCUACCUAUGCUUUCACCACCCUCCGCCUUUCCAAGCCCCCUUUCCUGUCACAUACCACCCGCCGCCACCUCCGCACCCUCAUUACCUGCUCUUCUUCAUCCACUACCACUGAAUUUAACAUCAAAUUUGCCCCGCCCAAACCCAAACUCAAAUCGGAAUCCAAAUUACGACAAACCCCCGCUCCGAACUCGGAAUCUCCUGAAUCAGUGAGUUCAGAACUUGGAGACCAGCUAUACAUCCCAUGGAUUGUCCGCGACGAGAACGGGAACCUCACUCUCCAAACCACGCCUCCCGCGCGCCUCAUUCAGGCCAUGGCCCAUACGAAUACUCAGAAAAAGAAGAAAAAAGACAAUAGCAAUAUCAACAACAAUUCUAACAAAGCCAAGCAGCCAGCUUCGACGGCUGAACCAAAGUACUCCAAGGCGGCUCGAAGAUUCUAUAAUGAGAAUUUCAGGGAGCAGCUACAGCGGCUAGCGAAGGUCCUCGCAGCUUCCGGAGUGGCAUCAAGGAGAAGUAGUGAAGAGCUGAUUUUUCAAGGCAAGGUCACUGUCAAUGGCUCUGUCUGCAACGCGCCUCAGACCAGAGUUGAUCCAGCCCAGGAUGUGAUAUACGUUAAUGGAAGCCGACUAGCCAAGAAACUUCCUCCGAAGGUUUAUCUUGCUUUGAACAAGCCAAAAGGUUACAUAUGCUCAGCAGGAGAAAAGGAAACCAAGUCAGUAAUAUCUCUAUUUGAUGAUUUUAUGAAAAGUUGGAAUAAACGGAAUCCCGGAGUUCCAAAGCCACGACUCUUUACAGUUGGUCGCCUUGAUGUUGCCACAACUGGGUUGAUCAUUGUUACAAAUGAUGGAGAAUUCGCACAUAAGCUUUCACAUCCUUCAUCCAAUUUAUCAAAAGAGUAUAUUGCAACUAUUGAUGGUGCUGUCAAUAAGCGGCACUUACUUGCUCUCAGUGAGGGAACAGUCGUAGAUGGCGUCCAUUGCACCCCUGAUGUAGUGGAGCUACUACCACAGCAGCCAGAUAUUUUGAGAUCUAGACUCCGGAUUGUGAUUCAUCAGGGAAGAAACCAUGAAGUGCGGGAACUUGUUAAAAAUGCUGGACUUCAGAUUCAUGCAUUGAAGCGUGUACGAAUUGCUGGUUUUAGGCUUCCAUCUGGUCUUGCGCUUGGGAAGCAUGUUGAAUUAAGCCCAUCUAAUCUCAGGGCACUUGGUUAUAAGAGCUAAGGAACUCGGUAUCAAAUAGAUGUUCGAAAAAUUUCUGAGGUCACACGAACAACUCAGAGACAGUCGAUGAUUUUGGCAAAUAUAUUUUUUUAGGUAGGAGUUGCCUAUAGUUCAUCUAACCAUGAAUUCUGGAUUUGAAAUUUUGAUGGGUUUCAAAUUCUUCCAAAAUUAUAUUUUGGUGGAGCUAAUGUCCAGUGGGUUUCUGAAUAGAGUUUUUGACCACCCGCAUUUUACCAGACGUACUUCCCUACAUGUACGAUAAGGGUUCUUGUAGAUAAUAGAAUUGUCUUACAAGUUGAUGUAGCAACGAGGAGGAGAACUUGAAACUGUGAAGUCUGAAUUUAUGGAAGGUAUUUGCAAUCCAUGAACUUGUGUAGCUGAAGUUGUACAUUUUAGGCUCCUGUUUUUCAUGUAUUUCAUAGUAAUCCGACCAAAAAUUAUAUUAUUGUUUGUUACUGAUAAUAAGAUUGGGACGGAUAUGAUUGAAUGGUACAAUGAAUAAGGUUUUAACUUUUUUUUUU
Messenger RNA from Olea europaea var. sylvestris, 1896 nucleotides. Its product is annotated as putative ribosomal large subunit pseudouridine synthase SVR1, chloroplastic. The record is from RefSeq and is a predicted model, not a curated record. Gene Ontology annotation, biological process: maturation of SSU-rRNA from tetracistronic rRNA transcript (SSU-rRNA, LSU-rRNA, 4.5S-rRNA, 5S-rRNA); pseudouridine synthesis; plastid translation. The transcript has 10 exons. Gene Ontology annotation, molecular function: pseudouridine synthase activity; RNA binding. Lineage: Eukaryota; Viridiplantae; Streptophyta; Magnoliopsida; Lamiales; Oleaceae. Gene Ontology annotation, cellular component: chloroplast. The coding region runs from base 146 to 1375 and encodes 409 amino acids.